AUGGUUCUUGAGAGGCGCCCUCUGCCAGAGGAUGAUACAGCACAAACGCUCAACUAUGCACUGGGCAAUCUUGGGGGAAGGCAAAAGAGCUGGAUGACACUGCCUACGGCCGCGCAUGCCCUGCCGCCUGUCGUGCCUGCCGAACUCACAACGAACCCGCUGCCCUUCACGGUGCGCGGUCGCGGAAGGCCUCGCAAACAACUCGCGCCCGUGCCCAGUACCAGAUCCGGGAGCCUGAAUACGGCACCGCGAAUACCAUCGCAGACGCAUCCGACCAUUGAGACAGAACCACAGCCGUUCUCCAACUCCACAUUUCCACAGCUUCCCAGUGCCGCCGCCCCUCAGAACACUGCUAAUUAUGGGCCGUCGGUUGCCCACGUAUUUCCGUCCCCUACUCCAAGCAAGGAGACAUCGGCCUAUCCGCCACCACACGAGAGCGCCCCUUCAAAACGACCAAGUGGAGGACAGACACAACAAGCAGAGAAGCGGAGGCGCAGCGAGAUGGAGGGGCAAGACCGGCCAGUGUCCGUGGCAAACACAACAAGUGCCUACCCAAACUUACCUCGUCGACCUUCUGGGCAGCACUCACAAACUGACAGUCCUAUGUUGGAUCAGAUCAAUAGUCGAAGUCCGUCACUCAGCAUGAGGGCGGCGCCGCAAAUGCCCCAAGGCAUACAGGUUCAAAAUCCGAGGGUCAGCAGAACACCGCCCGAACCAUACGCACUCUGGAUGCCACCACAAACGAUUUCGCAAGCACCGAAACUGUAUCACUCACAACUUGGCAAGCAAUCAAAAAACACAUUCAGCGUGCCCUCGGCGCAUCAAUCGUCGAGUGAUGGUUGGUAUACAAAGACGGAUUGUCUGCAGAUUCUGAAUAGUUUCCAGGCAUCACAUCCCCUGUCGCCAGGUCACCCGCAGGACGGAAGACGUCUCCGUGUGCUAUGGGACGCCGCUGAGGCCCGGGAUUGGCCCUAUCUUACUAUGCAUCAGCUUUACUGCCUGCUCACCCAUGCUCCAAGAAUGUUGACGGUGGAUUUGAAGACCCUACCGGGUUUGCGACAAGCACAAAAGAUAUUGACUGAUGUUCUUGACUUAAACCAUAGACUCUCACCUAGUUACCUUCACCUGUUCACAAAUUUCCCGUACCCGAUGCAACAGAUUGCAGCUAUGUGGCCGGCCAAAUUUGAGCACCAGUCAUAUUUGUUCAGACAAUUCGUUGUCCAAUCCCAAAACUAUGAUCAGCUGAAGACGACAUGUCAGAGACGUCGAUGCCUCCCCCUGGCAUGGGACCUCGCUGUCGAAUUCCGCAUUGCUUCUCCCACAUUUCAGCGUCUCUUAUUCACGGCUCUUUUGCGGUCUCUUUGGCGUGCGGUACUUCUUGACCCUCGAUUCACAGACUUCGAGACUCAGGCGAUUGACAUUCUUCUGCAGAGUCAAGACGACUAUCACCAGCGACAUCUUCACCCAGUUUCCGAGUCGCUUGAGUACCGCCAACAAGAGAAAAGCCAUGAAGACCAGCUCUUGGGCACUAAGCUGAGAAUGCUAGUUGAAAGAUUUGAAGCUACACUUCAAGAGCAAGGCCUCUCAUUAGCUGACAUUUACAACGGUGUUCCCCAACCUCGGCAACAACAGCAACAAGUACCUGCAGUUCAUCGAUAUCGCCCACAACACGUACAAAGUAUCUCCUCUAUCACAACCACUAAUACAAUGCCACCACGUCCGAAUAGAUCGGUUGAUCAACACUCAGCACAAGCUACUAUCCAGCAGACUCCUGGGCGUGGUCGUCCUCCCACAAGGCCUGCCCAGCCGACCGGUGUAUCGGCGGCCCCGGUCCUACCAUCCAACCAGCCAGGGCGGCCUCUACUUCCUGUUCUCGGCUGCCAACAGCCACAGCAGCGGGUACCUAAUCCUGCACGCUUUGCUUUGCACCAGGCCCACCUGCGAAGUCCAGUUCUCCAAGCACAAUCCAAAUCCUCGCCGCUAUACAUCUUUCACCAAGGAUUCCUAAAGCCUCCGGCGCGGCUGUCUACACCUACUUGUGCCAUCGAGGAAUGGAAAUUCACUCUCACACCUUCCGAUAUGCAGAGGAUCGCAAGGACUGUGCGGGAUACAAUCGGUGGGUCCGGGGCUGUGAUCAUCAAUGAAACCAGCAAGUUCGCUCGUCUGCGUUGUGUCGAAUGGCCGGAAUCCAAGCCAACAAAAACUCCAACGGAAAAUCUUUGGGCAGUGGCUGAUACCCAUUGGAUACCUCAUUCUUAUUAUACCUUCAACGGCACUCCUCUUGAACCGCGGAAAAAGGUUCAUUAUGGAAAAGAUCUGCCUAUCGACCUCACUGGCCUAUUAAGAGAAGGUGAGAAUGUCUUGGAGUUCGUGGUAAUGACUCCAUCCAGCGACACGUCACAUCUCAACUACUUGAUUGCCAUCGAGGCAAUGGAUGUCUCAUCUCAUGAAUCAAUCAAGCAACACUGUCUGGAUCAGGGUCGCAUCUCGGCGGAUGAAGUCCUACAAGGUAUCAAAAACAAGCUCGCUGCUGUAGGCGAUGAAGAAAUCACUGUCGUUCAAAGCACACUCACCGUUGAAUUGUUCGAUCCCUUCAGCCAAGCAAAGAUGUGCGAUAUCCCAGUGCGUAGCAAGGCCUGCCCACACAAUGACUGCUUCGAUCUAGACACCUUUCUCAAUUCCCGUUCACGCAAGGGCGACGCCUCGGUGGCUGAUCAAUGGAAAUGUCCUGUUUGCAAAUCCGAUGCUCGUCCACAGAUGCUUAUAGUGGAUGGCUUCAUUGAGGACGUUAAGAAGCAGCUCGAGUCACGGGGACUGGCGAGCACGCGACAAAUUCUCGUUCAGCAGGAUGGAUUUUGGCAACCCAAGGCCGAAGUGCGCGAAGGUGUAUCUGACGAUACUCCUGAACCUGUUGCUAGACGUUCCGUACCAGCUAACGUGGAGAUAAUCGACCUUAGUAACUGA
Alternaria atra is the source of this 2964-nucleotide messenger RNA. RefSeq lists its product as uncharacterized. The record is from RefSeq and is a predicted model, not a curated record. Bases 1 to 2964 code for a protein of 987 amino acids. Gene Ontology annotation, biological process: protein sumoylation. The transcript has a single exon. Gene Ontology annotation, molecular function: SUMO ligase activity; zinc ion binding. Lineage: Eukaryota; Fungi; Ascomycota; Dothideomycetes; Pleosporales; Pleosporaceae.